UACACUCCAGACCGCCGUGCGGUUCAUGCUUGAAUACUAGUUGUAGUUGUAAUUGACACUUGAAGAUUGCUUGAAUGAAUGUCGCGUGCGCGCCGGCGUCGAGAACAAGAAUACAAGAGAUGAUGCUAAAAAUCGCUUAAUCGUCCUCUCGAGCUAAAGCAUGAUCAUGCUGGCCACUACUACUACUUGCAACCACUUGCACGGUGGCGGCGGUCAUCUACUUACUUCCCGAGGCGCUUUUCCUUUUUUCUCGUGGUCAACUUUUUUCGUGCUCCUCUUGCAGCCGCGCGGCUCCCCAUGGAGGGUCGUGAGUGGACUCCAGCUCGACGCCACGAUGAAAAAGUUGAACACGCACACCCUUUGGGCGGCGGGUAACCGCAAGAAGACCCCGACGCCGCCUCUAAACCAGGAGCGCGUGUACCGAUAUGGGUCCUCUUCCUACCCCGGAACAAGCGAAGUCGCGUACACAAACAUCGGGUACGGUUGGUGCGCAGUAGAAGUUGUAAACAGCAAAGACGAGAUACAGAAUGCAGAUGAAGACACCAGCGGCAGCGAUAAACCGACCUCCGCAGGAGGACCAAAACCGCUCAUGCACGCCACCUACAUAAAAGACACCACCGAUCCAAACGCGGGAAUCGAGCUGUGCAGUGCCACGCCGAAUUGCCCCGGGUAUAACCGGUCAUGGAACAAGGAAGGCGUCGAGGGGGAAGAGGGAAAUAACGCGAAGUAUAAUUUCUUAAUCCAUCAACUCACUGUUGACACGGAAUCCCUACCGAAUACCGUUUUCGCCCCGGAUGUCGGCAAUUUGGAACAGUUCUGCCGGCCGUUCUUAUCUAAUUUUGCAGACGAGGGUUUGACCGGGCAGGAAAUCGGAGAGAAGUACUGUGUUGAGCAAAACUAUUGGGAAAAUUUUCCCUGCAUGGCGAAAACCAAAGGGUUCUUAGAUCCCAGUGGAGAAGAACUUUCUAGUAAUCACACGUCAAAUGGCGGCGGAUCGGGAGGUUCUUUGGGUAGUGACCACGAGGACGACCCUCCGGGUAGUGACCUGAUAGGGGGAAGUCCGCAACCACAACCUGUACCUCCAGCGGCAAAUAACGGUCAACCUGGGUCGACGUCGUCGGGAGGCAGCACAUCAGAAAUCGCAGACCUGCAAAAAAAUAACGAGGAGGCGGGACCCUAUCCGCGUGAGCAAGACAAGCAGGCUCCUCCUCUGGGCAUCAACGGGACGAUGAUCACGACGCCUACACCGUAUCUUACUCUGGCCCCGAGAGAUCCGCCCUGGAUAAAAGACUCUUGUAGCUGCUCCGAGGAAGAGGCGGAAGCGUUUUUGCAGGCGCAGACGGACGAAGACGUUGCGAGAAGGACGACCCUAGUUCUUGCAGGUGAUGUUGACCACGAUGUCAGGGCUUCUACUUCCUCUAUAGGCCACGAUCUUCGGGGCCGGCACGGAGUCCUUGCAGAUGUUGAAGAUAGCAGGUCCGCAGCAGGAGUUCCUGCUGAUGUUGGAAUUACGAAGAAGCACGGCUGCGCGGCGUGUCUUCAGCAGUUGCUGCUCACAAGAAAUUCCGAGGUCGAAGAGGACCCAGCAGAAGCCAAUACAGCAGGAGAUCAGCGGAGCGGCGUACUGUCCUCUUCGCAGAGCGAAGCGGAGAAAGUACUGCAGCCAGGUCGCGUGCUUAUGGUCUAGUAGACGGACCGGGACAGUUUACGUUUUUCAUGUGCAACUUUAAUUUUUUCCAAGUGCAACCACACCAGGAGGAAGAUGAACUGCAGCUCCUCAUGACUUACUUAGUGCUCCUCAUGACUUACUUAGUAAGUCAUGAGGAGCUGCUGCUGCAGUUCAUCUACGAAAAAGGACCCUUGUUUAGUAAACAAUUACGAAAUUUCGAAAUAAAAUGCAUAAUUUCAAUCUCGACCGCGAACUCAACAUACUCACGAAACGUAUGUUGG
Messenger RNA from Amoebophrya sp. A120, 1950 nucleotides. The record is from the annotation of a GenBank genome assembly. NCBI's taxonomy places the organism in Eukaryota, Dinophyceae, Syndiniales, Amoebophryaceae.